Messenger RNA from Penicillium manginii, 669 nucleotides. Its product is annotated as DUF899 domain-containing protein. The record is from RefSeq and is a predicted model, not a curated record. The transcript is spliced from 2 exons. Lineage: Eukaryota; Fungi; Ascomycota; Eurotiomycetes; Eurotiales; Aspergillaceae. Bases 1 to 669 code for a protein of 222 amino acids.
AUGGACAAAGAUCAACCGAAGAAGAUAGUCACCGCAGAGGAAUACCAAGAAGCACGCAAGCACCUCCUCACCCAAGAAAAAGCAUCAACCCACCUUCUCCAAAAGCUCGCCGAAACCCGCCGCAACCUUCCCAUGGUCCGAAUCACCAAUCCCGCCAGAUUUAAAUUCGACACUCUCACCGGCGAAAAGACACUCCUCGACCUCUUCGACAACCGCAAACAACUGAUCCUCUACCACUUCAUGCUCGCCCCGCACGAGAAAGUCGGUUGCGUGGGCUGUUCUCUGUGCAUGGACCAUAUUCCCCCACUAGGCCACUUACAUAGUCGGGAUACAUCCUUUGCGGCCGUGGCGACUGCGUCUAUCGAAGAGAUUGCUGAUUUUGGCGAGCGGAUGGGGUGGGAGUUUCCGUUUUAUAGCUCUGCCAAAACUCAUCGGGCUUGGGAAGAGGCUGAGCGGAAUGGGGAGGUGAUUACUUGGAAACCUGGGAAUGGGUAUUUUGGCCUUUGUUCCUUUUUCAGGGAUGGGGAUGAGGUCUUUCAUACUUAUGAGACUUCGUCGAGGGGGUUGGAGAUUAUUCUUUCGACUUAUCAUCUUCUUGAUAUGACUGCUUUGGGGAGGCAGGAGGUGGGGAAUGGGAUGGGAAUGUUUCGACGACUUGAUGAGUAUUGA